AUGCAAGGCGCCACAACCGCCAGCGGCCGCCACCUGCGCAGAACGUCCAAGAGCUUCCCCCCCACCAGCCGGAGGGCCUUUGGGGGGCGCAGUCCCGACGGGCGCCAUGCUAGGGUUCUGGAGGACGAGGUCGAACAGACGAAGGAGAGCUGCGCGAGGGUGAAGAAGGCCACGGCGCACAGGGCGCGGAUGAACACCGAACUGGAGGGCCAAAGAGACGCACUGAUCGACCGGUGCCGCGUGGGGCAGCGGGACUGCAUGGAACGGGAGGCCGCCCUGGAGGCGCUGCUGGCGGAGGUGCGGGCCGCUGCGGAUGCCGGGUCGAGGGAGGUGUGCGCUCUGGAGGAGGAGUACGCGCGGCUGGGGGCGGAUGGCCAGCGCGCGAUCGACGAGCUCCAGGCCAAGGUCGCGGCGGAGGCCCGCGAGGUGGAGGUGCUUGAGGCGGACCUGAGGGCGAGGAUCGACGCCAGGUGCCCGCCGUCGGUGCGGCGGGAAGUCAAGUACCACAAGGACGUAGUCAAAGCCCUAAGGCUGGUCGCGGACGCCGAGGACGCGGAGAUCCGGCGGCUGGAGGCCCUUCGCAUUGAGCUGGAGGCGGAGGAGGCCGCUGUGGACGCGGAGCGCGAGGAGCUGUCGGCCGCGCAUGGGCGGAUGCUGCACCCCCGGGGCACGGGAUGUUGCGGGCCCCUCGUUGGUGGCCCCGGCGACGCAUGCCCGCCGGGGAUCGCGGCCCAACUCGAGCGCCGCGGUGGUGGCGGCGAGGGCGACAAGGAGAACGCGGCGGGCGCGGACGCGGCCUCGACGUCCGAGGGCGUAAGGCCGGGGGCGUCGGACGGCCGGAGGAAGGUCGUCGCCAGUUCCCCCCGGCCGUCGGGCCUAAGCACCAGGUCGUCGCGCUCCGACGGCUCCUGCUGCUCCGCGGGCGGCCGCGAGGAGCGAAGGCCGUUCAGGGCGCUGCCGCCGCAUAGGCCGAUCAAGCCCUUCGUCCCCAGGCGGUCCGACAAGCCCCCGACGGCCGCCAGGUUGCCGAAGCCGAUAUUCUGGACGGACUAUCGGUCGUUCUAUCGGGAGACGGAGUUCCACCCUUGGCUGAGGGAGGUCAGGGAGGCCAAGGCGGCCGCCGAGCUACGGAAUGCCAGGAAGGCCCAGGCCGUCGAGGAGGAGAGGCUGCGGAGGGAGAAGCAGAAGGCCAGGUUCCGGGCGCGUCCCAUGCCGAACUUUGGAGAGGAGACCGACAGGAAAAGGGAGGGCGGGAGCACGGCGCGGAGCUCCGGAUCGAGGGAGGGGAAGAAAUGA
Molecule: messenger RNA, 1296 nt
Organism: Ostreobium quekettii
Lineage: Eukaryota; Viridiplantae; Chlorophyta; Ulvophyceae; Bryopsidales; Ostreobiaceae
Source: the annotation of a GenBank genome assembly